Gambusia affinis (western mosquitofish) is the source of this 3246-nucleotide messenger RNA. RefSeq lists its product as uncharacterized. Bases 2860 to 3246 code for a protein of 128 amino acids. The transcript is spliced from 5 exons. Lineage: Eukaryota; Metazoa; Chordata; Actinopteri; Cyprinodontiformes; Poeciliidae. The record is from RefSeq and is a predicted model, not a curated record.
UUUAAUUUCUAUGAAAAAAAAAAUUGUGGAGGGCUCCCUGUUGGUCAGGGGCCUAUGGAAUUGUCCUAAUUUCUCUCCCUUAUAUGGUGCCCCCGACCGUGGCAACAGGCUAUUGUUUAUACAACUGGGAGUAGUUGAUUAGCAUCUGAAAAGCUCAAAUUAUACCUGAACAACAACCUCAAAUCCCAGAGAGAUUUAAAAGGAGGCUUCAUGGAUGCAGAGCAGGAACCAAAGAGCAGAGAGUGAAGGAGGCUCCAAACUCCAAUGUCUGCUUGGCUUUCUAACCAUAUGGCAAGACAGAGGAUUAAAGAAGAGAAGCAAAAGCAAACAAGACAGAUUAGCAGAGCUUGCUAACAGCUGGUGGCGUCAUCCAAGACAGUCUGAGGAGGAAUCUCGUGUCUGCUGCCACUUGAGCUUUUAGGAUGUCCUCAAAGUUUUGAGACUAUCAUACAGAAACAGUCUUCAGUCAGAGGCUUUUCUGAUUUGUUACAAGACUGACUGCUAUUGGAGAUUCUUCCUGCCCACAGCAUCACCUUCUACUAAAGAUCCCUGGAUGAUAAGAGUUACCACAUUAAAUUUUCCUUUGGGAUAAACUGAACCGAGUAAACUGAACUUUAUCAAAACAGGUGAAUAUAUCACAUUAGCUCCAACAUUGGCUUCAUCCAACUUCACUGUCUGAGAACCGGGCCGGCCGGUUUCAGAGAAGCCCUGGUAAACAGAGAACAUGGUGGCCUUUUGAUGUCACAAACUCGUUGAUGUAAAGCUGUAAACGACAGAAAAGACACUGGUUCUUAUUAGUUCCAGCCUGAGAAAAACCAUGCACAGAUGUUUCAUAUUUUCAUCUGUCAUGUACAAUUUCCUUUUCUGGUGAUGAUCAGCAAAACACAGUAGACUAUGGGCUGAGUUGAACCAAUACGACAAAAGCCUACAGAGCUGACUCACUGUCUGCAUGUCAGAGGAAAAGGAGAGAAGAGAUAUAUAGAAGCGGAACGGCAUUUCUAAUUGAAAGGAGAAACAGAUGACUGGAGGGUUCAAAGCUAACCAUUAAAUCAACAGGGAUUUAUUUCAAAAAGGACAAGCAGUCAUGGUAGAGACUGAUUUACAUUCAAUUAGGAUAUGAACAUGACUCGCAUUCAUUUUCGACAACCUAGCCCUAAUCAUAACAUAAUACUCCUAACCCUUAAGUUGAGCCUCAGCUCUGAGGAGAAUCAGAAUCGGGGGACAUGGCCCCCCCGCUACCCCCUCUCACUGCGUCACAUUGAAUUGCGGCGUCCUGCCAUUAUAGGGCCUCUUUUGUGACUCAGCCAUUUCAUAUGCAGAUCCUGCGGAUGGGAUUUCUUUUGAUUCACCUCUCCACGUCAAGACCCCCCACACACACACACGCAUACGUGCGCACACACACAAGGGCUGUUCAGGUGUAAUUGCCUUUCAGGCGUAAUUGCUGCAGGCUUUUCUUGUAUGUGGAAGCACCUGUGUGGGGAUCAAAGCAUUUGAUGUUUGUUGUCAGCUUUGUUUCAAAUGGGUGUCCUCACAGCACACACAUCGUCACAUAAUUACCUCUCUAGAAAUUUCUGUGGCUGCAGUAAUAGACUUCCUUAAAGCAACAGUAUUAUAUAUCUUCUAGGCACAUAGUGCCAUUUUACAGCAUAAUUAAGUUACUAUGUUACCUUCAGUUGUUAUAAAAAUUCUAUGUAUACCAACUAUGACCAAAAAGAAAUUUGACUUGGUAAUUCAACACCUUGAAAUUGGGCCUCCGUCACUUUAAAAAGUCCUGCUCUUUCUGACACUCCACCUCCAGAAGGUCAUCACAACAUGGCUCCUCUAUUAACCAUUUAACAACAUUUUUACCAGCGUUGCUCUGAGAAGUAGCUCUUACAAUCAGCUCGGCUGAUGCUCAGUUCCAACAGGUGUUUGCUAAUUUCUACUGGCUAGUUUGGGGGAGUUGGGAAGUUGCAGAGGGCUGUCAAUCAAAACUCUGCCCCUGGCUCUGAUUGGCUGUUUGGUUGGAGCGGUGCAUUUCUUCAGAUCAUGUGUCUCAAGAAACUUUCUUCAUUAAAAGUUACACACUGCAGCUUUAAUUGUCAUGUUUUUUUAUGUUGGAUUUGUUGUUGCCUCUCGGCCAGGAGUACCUCGAAAAAGAAAGCUUUAAUCUUAAUGGGUUUUGAUCCUGGUAAAACAGUCAGUUAAAAAUUAUUUUUUAAAAACACGUGGUGUAAAAAAAACAAACUUUGAGCUACCUCGUUGCUGAAAUGUGCCAUUCAAAUAAACUGACUUGUAUUCGAUCAGCAGCAGAAUAACACUUCAGAUCAAACGACAUCAGUUGACCAUGUCAGUCCAUAGAACAAUAAAAUCUGUAAAGAUAAAUUAUAUAAACAGCCAAGCCGGGCGUCUGCCUGUCUCCAUCAGAUUUAAGUGAACACAUGGAACCACUGGAUAUUUAACGUCAGGCAGUUCCAGAUGUCUAAUAAAACUGGAAAUGAGCUUAAAAAGUAAAUAUUUGAGUUUGGAGAUUUUUUUUUUUUCCUGCCGUUUAUAAAGCUUUAAAUGACACUGUCUGAAGCAGAAUAAAAUAACCUAUAAUACAACAUGUUAAAGUUUUUCACCUUUACUAACUGUAAGGACUGAAUGAAGAAAAUCCAGACCUUAUACAACUGAAUCAAUGUGACAUUUAUGAAACGUUACACGUCUAAAACGUGAUGCGUGGAUAAUUAUGAUUAAAGGGGAGGGGUUGCAGAACAAGGGGGGGUUUGAGGACAUAAAUACAGCCUGGAGCAGAAGACUGGUUCAUCAGUCAUCGCUGCGUUUUAUUUAAAACAUCACUGAGAACCUGAGCGGAAUCAUUUCCUCCCUGACCAAAACAUGGAGAGCUGGAAGAUCCAGCUCGUCGUCGUGACUUUUUGCAUGCUGGUGCAAACUUCCAAAGGAUCGACAAGUGAUGCCGAAGAUGAGAGAAGGCUGCCCAGACACUGGCAGUAUGAGCCUGAGGACAGCAGCCCUGUGGACAGCCUGAUGAAAAGAUCCAAAGCCCUUCGAUUCUACGGCCUGAUGGGAAAAAGAGCAGUGACGAAGAAAUCGUUUCAAGUGAAGAGGCGAAACAAGGGGGUUGCAUUCAUGGAUCUGAUGGGGCGAAGUGUUUCCAGUGAAGAGUCUGUGAGCGGAGUGAAUCCUUCUGCAGCAACCAGAGAGACCCAGCAUCCAGAGGAACCGGCCCAGCAGGGUAUGACCGGAGCAGUACAAAAAACCUGA